GCCAGAGUCAAACACUGACUAUAUAAGGAGUGUGUGCACUACGCAUUUCAUCUGUCGAAGUAAGCAGCAAAGAAAAAUACGGAAGAAUUCUAAUUUUUGGACCUUGAAUAACAGUCAGAAAAUGAUGUUCAGUUUGCUGGUCGUUGUCGCUAUUUGUUGCUUCCAACUUUCGCUUUGCACAAGUAAGUUGAAAUGGAGAGGACUGCAUGCCACUUCAGUGACAUGCAAUCUUCUUGGGCCAUGCAGGUGCAAAUAUAGUAGGAUUCAGUUAUUCAUAUUUUCGUGUUUGCAAAUAUAUAGCGGAAGAUGCUGUGGAGAUGUUCAACUUAAGAGGACUCUAGAAAACUGUGGAACAGAAUGCAAGCUUCUGUUAUGAAAAUGCGUGAAAUUUAGUUGUCCAUCGCGUCUUAUACAUGCAUGUUGUUAAGAAAUCGUUGAUAUGCGGCAUUUCGAAAGAUCAUCAAAACUAUAUGUUGAAAUUUAGAAUGAAGCCCAUGAGAAUUUUUUGCGACUAAAGCGCAAAGAGGUAUACGGAUAUGCAAAACUGCAUUCCAUUCUCUGUAAACAGCCUUGCUGCUGGUGUUUCUAAACGAAAUAUAAGCCGGCAUGACCAAAAGGGAAUCAUGAUCGAUAUUAACGGCUAAAUUGUAUGGUAAAUCAUGCAUUCACAUGCUUAUAUCUACCUAGGAAUCCUAUCAUCUGUCAGCUCUCAAAUACGAAGAGCUAAAUUUUAUCAAAACUUUGUUCUUAUGUAGUUUACCUGACUGAUUGCUGCAUGGUUAAUAGUAGAUAUCAACAUUUUUAUUUUCUCUAUUAUACAUAUAUAUAUAGAUUCUCCUUGUCCCUGUGGUUGGAGCAAAAUCGAGGGAAACUGCUAUAAAUUCUUCGUUUCUCAAGACAAAUGGGACAACGCCCGGAGCACAUGCCUUGGACAGGGAGGAGAUCUAGCCCUUCCUACCAGACAAACAAAUGCUCUUAUCAGCAAAUUUGCCCGUAAUGGAGGCUCACGACAAACCUGGGUUGGCAUUUUUAGGUAAGGCUUGAAUAUAUGGAAAUGAAACAGAUUAUCCAAUAUUCUGAAAAAUUAACUGCGCGACAAUCUUAUGUAAUAUAUCGAACUUUGUUAUUCACGCAACACUAAAUCAGCUAAAAAGUUCUUUUAUUGAAAGAAAUGUUAUUUAAAAACCUUUUACACAAAAUAAAUGAAUAAAUUAAAAUGCGUUCAAAUUCAAUCACAAAUAUCCACAAAAAGCAAGCGUGUUUAGUCAAGUUUUAAUUUCAAUGUCAUAUGACCUCAGAAAAUAUAUACAUUGUGACGACAAGCAAGACCAGGAAGAUUUCAACAAUUUACUCAAAACUUUCCGUACUGUUCAGUAAGUUUCUGUCACCGCCUUUUUUCUCUUUUUAGGCGAUAUGAAAAACGUUUUAUCAACGUUGAAGGAAGAGAUCAAGUCUACACCAACUGGAAUAGCGGAGAGCCAAACAACAGUGGUGGAAACGAAAACUGUGUUGUCAUGUAUACAAACACGGCUAGAUGGAAUGAUGCGAGCUGUAGUAGCAACCAUGAUUUUGUCUGUGAAAUCAAACUUUGGUGAUGUUAUGAGUUAUUUGCAGUCAUAAUAAAAUCCUGA
Molecule: messenger RNA, 1631 nt
Organism: Paramuricea clavata
Lineage: Eukaryota; Metazoa; Cnidaria; Anthozoa; Malacalcyonacea; Plexauridae
Source: the annotation of a GenBank genome assembly